Molecule: messenger RNA, 1308 nt
Organism: Ornithodoros turicata
Lineage: Eukaryota; Metazoa; Arthropoda; Arachnida; Ixodida; Argasidae
Gene: Rcd-1
Product: CCR4-NOT transcription complex subunit 9-like
Exons: 9
Coding region: 207-1118 (303 amino acids)
Biological process (GO): negative regulation of translation; mRNA catabolic process
Cellular component (GO): CCR4-NOT complex; CCR4-NOT core complex; P-body
Source: RefSeq, a predicted model, not a curated record
AACGUGUCUUUACUAUUGCAAUUUUGAAUAAUUGAAUAUGUUGAAUAUUUUCGUUUCAUUGUUGUCUACCACGUCUGCUGUUGAUUGCUUUGUGGCUAAUUGGUACCACAACAUAAGUACAUAAAGGCACGCGGGCACGCCAACAAACAAGGUGCUUCGCUGUCGGACCUGCGUGCCUGUCGUUUUUGUGACAGUCUGUGCUCGCCAUGAAUUCCUUAAACAGUCAUCCGGUUUUGAUGAAUGUUUCUCAGCACCAAGUCGUUCAGCCGGUGGAUAAGGAGAAAAUAUUUCAGUGGAUCAUAGAACUUUCAAAUCCGGAGAGCCGUGAAAAUGCAUUGUUGGAGCUCAGCAAAAAGCGUGAAGUUGUCCCUGACCUGGCACCUAUGCUUUGGAAUUCCUUUGGCACAAUUGCUGCUCUGUUACAAGAAAUAAUUAAUAUCUACCCCGCUAUCAAUCCUCCGACACUGACGGCCCACCAGUCCAACAGGGUAUGCAAUGCACUCGCCUUGUUACAGUGUGUGGCUUCGCAUCCUGACACAAGAACCCAUUUCCUGAAGGCCAACAUACCUUUGUUCCUCUAUCCUUUCCUACACACUGUUAGCAAGACUAGACCAUUUGAGUACCUACGGCUGACAAGUCUAGGCGUUAUCGGGGCCUUGGUCAAGACUGAUGAGCAGGAAGUGAUAAACUUCUUGCUGUCAACUGAGAUCAUUCCAUUGUGUCUGAGGAUCAUGGAAUCUGGCAGUGAGCUCUCAAAGACUGUUGCCACGUUUAUUCUGCAGAAGAUAUUGGUAGAUGAAACUGGGCUGUCCUACAUCUGCCAGACCUAUGAGAGGUUUUCCCAUGUAGCCAUGAUUUUGGGUAAGAUGGUUCUCUCGCUGGCAAAGGAACAGACGGCUCGUCUCUUGAAGCACGUUGUCAGGUGCUACCUGAGGCUUUCGGACAAUCCCAGGGCGAGAGAAGCCCUUCGCCAGUGUUUGCCCGACCAGCUGAAAGACAACACGUUUGCAAGCUGCCUGCAGGAUGACAAGUCCACCACUCAUUGGCUUGCCCAGCUCCUCAAAAACCUGGAGACAGUCAACGACCCCCGUCUCACCUACCAGGGGGCACCACAGUAGAAUCAUUUUUUAUGAGAGUCCUUCAUCGAGUGUUUUCUGUGAGCGUUGGAAAAUAUGCUCAGAACAUAUCUUCAUACUCAGUUUGUUUUGCGAAAAAUUGUCAAACUCAUGGAGUCUGUACAAAAACUGCUGCAACUACGAGUGACAAAAUGUUGCUGAGCAAUAAACUGUUCCAUAUUACAAAACUCAA